AUUCUUAAAUAAAUGUGUUUAUGUCAUGCAUCAUUUUAAUGUGCAUUUCUCACAUUGUGUUUUUUGCUAAUGAUUUAUUACUUGCUGUUUAUUUUAUAUUUAUUUUGGACUAUGAAAGUGAUGUUAGACAAAAAGCAAAUUUGAGUGAUUUUAUUCAUUACAUCUGAGAAGUAUGUUCAGCAAAUCAAUGAGAUGCACCGAAAACUACAAUACUUGGGCCAGCUGGUGCUGGUCAACAGAAAGGGCCCAGUUCUUCUCCAUGACAACACUCGACCAACCACAUGUUGCACAGCGAACACUUCAGAAGUUGAACCAAUUGGGCUACGAUGUUUCGCCUCGUCCAGCAUAUUCAUCUGACGUCUCGCCAGCCAACUACCACUUCUUCAAGCAUCUCAACAAUUUUUUGCAGGGAAAACGCUUCCACAAUCAGCAUGAUGCAGAAAGUGCUUUCCAAGAGCUCAUCGAAUCAUGAAGUGUGGAUUUUUAUACCACAGAAAUAAACAAACUUAUUUCUCGUUGGCAAAAAUGUGUUGAUUGUAAUGGUUCUUAUUUUGAUUAACAAAAUUGUGUUUGAACCUAGUUAUUAAUAUAAUGAUUUAAAAUUCACGGUCUGGAUGUUCAGCCGCGUUGCAGCAGGGGUGCAGCCUGGCGUUGUGGAGCAGAGGGAAGACCCGAAAGGCUUCCUUGGUAUUGAUGGGGCUACGUCUUAAAACUCCAUAGAGUUUGUAUGUAACGCAUUGUCACAUCCUCCAUCCAACUCAACAUCAGCUCCUUCUCUGUGACUGGGUCCUGAUUAAGGUCCUCCCAAGACAGACUUCAUUGGAUCUGUGCUCAAGAGGCCUCUGCCAGGUUUUCCUGACCCCCCUACAUUGCUGUAAAGUGCCAAGACCUUAAGACUUGAGUACAUGUAUUAUAACGGCAAGAGUGCCAACACCAACAAAAGAGCCACUGGACCUGUCAGCUCCUCUGUUUCACUGAACAGACAUAAUAAUCUUACCAAGAAGGCAGGGUAAGCCAAGUGCCUCUGUGUGACACCACCACCAGCUGAUAACAAAAAAUACAAUAAUAACCAAUUUAGCCUAGAGUCAUCUCUUCUUGAGAAGCGAUUCUGAGAUCCGUGCUGCUAGUAAGUGACUAAUAACAUUAUAAGUGACUGAUAACAUUAUAGACUGUAUUGGUCCCUGAGUUGCAAUUGAGUGAAAAAUAGACAACGAAAUCUUGAAGAAUUGCACAGAGGUGCAAGCCAAAUUUAACCCUCACCAAGUAAUGUUGGUUGAACUGAGAAAUUGCUAAACCAAACCUCUACUAGGACUGCUUAUUGUGGUGUCUCUCUUUGACAUUGCCUCUCCCUGUGUUGUCUUUCUAGAUCCAGAUGUUCUCAGAUAAUUCACAUUGCCCUGAUGGUGGACAACAGUGGUUCCCUAGUUUAGAACUAGGCCAUUGGUUGUACCAAACUGAACUUGUUGAAAAUGAAUGUUACCAAAUAUUCUUAGACCGUAUAAACAGAGCUGAUUAUUGCCCAGAGUGUUAUCCUGAUAAUCCUGCGAAUAGAAGCCUUGUUCUUCCAUGGUCUUUCCCACUUGAGUGGGCUCCCCAAAAUCUCACCAGGUGGACCUUUGAAAAAGCUUGCCAUCCAUUUCUUCUGGGUCCUCCACUGGUUAGAAAAAGAAUACAUGACUCUAGACUAGCUGGUUUUAACCCUGUGCAUUACAGUUAAUCUUGACCAGAACAGACAAAACCUUAAAUUAAAAAGUUGGCCAAAGCAAAUAACUUUUCCAACAGUCAAAAUCAUCAAGUUCUAGAGGGCUUUGUGCUAGUAGCCCAAGGAAGAUGGAAAAAAUAACUCAUUUCUAACUCUGUCCACACUGUCACUACAUUGGGGUACUGCUUAAAUCAUUGGGUCUGCUUCUGUGGCCUACACAUAUUUUGUUCAGCAUGAGUUUAGUCAGUAUUCAAGCCAGACUGUUGAUCUACAGCUAGACUAAUCCGUAUUCCCUAUAAGCAAUGUUUUGAACUAUCUUGACACUCCUAAAAAGUUCCACAGCCUGAUUGUUGAUGAAUGAUAAGGUAGUCCUAGAAGGGAGGCCCCACACUUUGUGCUGCAUAGUGGUAUUUCUAAGGGUAACUUUUGUGGGAAAGCGUUCUCGUUGAAGCUGGAUCGUAGAUUAUUCCAGUAAAUUUUUUUUUUUUUUUUUUUGAGA
Messenger RNA from Microcebus murinus (gray mouse lemur), 2201 nucleotides. NCBI's taxonomy places the organism in Eukaryota, Metazoa, Chordata, Mammalia, Primates, Cheirogaleidae. The record is from RefSeq and is a predicted model, not a curated record.